UGUUUGAGUUUGAGCUCGUUCCCCACAGUUGGGUUCCAUACGUCCAGAUGGGCUUCAGCAUGAUUUUGUAAACCAAUAGCGUCCAUUUGUCUAUAGCCUCUAAUUUGCAACACUUGUUUUACACUUCAAUAUAUUCUUUAACAUUACACCGCAUCAGCACUAGUAAAGACAACACCACACGCCGAGGAGGAAACACAAGCCAGGAGAAAAUGCCGACUUCAAGUUUGCACCUCACACUAAAGGUUGUGGUCAGAUUGCUGACUGUCUACUGGUUGCUGACAUGCACUUCCUGUUCUCAAAAUAACUUCGUAAGUUCCGGUAUUGGACUUAUCGAAUUUCCAACAUGUCUUCAAGAGAAUACAAUUGAACUCGAUCUCUCUAAUAACAGUAUUACGAUAGUUGAUAGAGAUGAUUUGAGCAAACUGAAGAAAGUGAAAGUAAUCGAUUUGAGCUAUAAUAAGAUAAAAAGUGUACAUGAGGAUGCGUUUGAACACGUAGGUGACUUGGAAAUGCUGAAUCUGUCACAUAACUGCAUUUUUAAUUUGUCAUCAAAUAUAUUUCACAGUAACAAGAAACUCACAAAAGUUCAUCUAAAUAAUAACAAGUUACAAGUUUCGAGAAAUUUUCGGUGGAAAGAGCACAUACUGCAAUCAACAUCUGUGACUCAUCUAGACGUAUCUUUUUGCAACAUCGCUGCCAUUUCAAGUAAAACUUUCAGUGGUCUGCCAAACCUGGAAAUGCUGAACAUCGAUGGGAACCCUUUAACAGAAUUUGAUGUUGAAUUUAUACAACCUCUUAACAAUCUGAAAAUAAUGCAUAUGCAAUUCUUCAAUUCUUCUACAUUCGAAAAGUUCUGCAAUCAUUUAAUGAAUCAUGGAAAACUGACUUUAUCGCCUCCUUGUCCUUCUGCAUCUACAACCAGACUCACAGAUCGUGAAGAGGCAGAUCUCAAAAUUUUAACAGUAGGUACUAUAAUGUGCGCCUGCGCAUUUCUUAUUACAGUAAUUGUGUAUCUUCUCACUACCAGAUGCAAAACUCGGACAUCAAAUGCGGUAGACACUAAGGAACAUGAUUCAGAAAACACAAUCCAACAACGUCGACUGCCAAAACCAGCUGAGCCAAAUGAAGGAUAUGAAAUCCCCACGUCGCCCAGAUAUGGUUGGUUUUCAUCAAUUUGUCAUAACAGACGAGUAAAGAGGAAGACUGGGUACACCUCUGUUCCCUUGGAGAAUACUGGAGAUGUCAACAGAAGAGCCGUUUCUGAUAAAGACGGCGUUUUAACGGGAACAAAUCCUGGCUCACUACACAGUCUUUCGUGUAGAACCGUUUAUCUAGAUGGCAUAAUUUAUCCAAAGCCCAGUCAGGUUAAUUCACAUCCAGAAAGCAACGUAGAUAAAUAUUCGACAGUGUUGGCGGAAACGGAAACCUAUUCAGUUCCAAAAAUCCCCCCAUUACCCAAACAACACCAAUCACCACACAUGCGCACUAUUUUCAAUGCAGAGGUGUUAUCUGAGAGCCCACCUGGACCGAACCAAAUGAUAGGAUCUGGGUCACCUGCCAGACGUUCUGAAUAUCAGAAUAUAUCUUCGUCUUCAGUUCCCCCAGAACCGACCUGGGUUUUUGACGAACCACAAGUAAACAACACGGAAGCUAGUGUUAAUGGAUCAGAAAUUGUGUUUGUGUCGUCGACUUUUAUUGAGAUAGGACAACAUUAAUGAUCAACUGUCCAAAUACACUCCACAAUAGAUGAAACUAAACAAAUCCUUAAAGAAUCGAAGGCUCUUCUUGUUCCUCUCAGAUCUUUGGAAAGUAAUAAGAUGAAAACGUAAAGCUAUGCCUGUAACAGGCCGUGGAUACCCAUAGGUUUGAGAGACGUCGAGGCUCCAAUAUUUUUCUAGACAAUUGGUUCAUAGGUUGUGGUGAGGUUGUCAGCCUUUCGCACCGGCCAGCCGGCCUGUGUCCGCCCUUUGCCCCCAGGAAUAUUCCUGGUACAAAUUUCUGAGGCUGAAUUGACAUCGGUACCAUAGCGCGGCCGAAAGGAUUAGGCCAUUGGAAAAUCCAAUGACCUCAUCGGGAAUCGAACCCGCGAUCUUCCGGCUUGUAGCACACUGCCUCAACCACCUACUAUUUCAAAUUGUACUCCAAAGAGUGAAAUUAGAAACAUACAUUCGUAAGUCGUGAGAUCUGAGUUUCUGACGGCGAUGUCUCUGAAGGUCACUUUCUUCUGGGACAUGACGCCGUGUAGUGUUGUAGAUCGGUACCAGCGUUUCGGGAGAAAUUUGUUACCUCCAACUUCAUGGAAAAUGAUGGGGAUAGCAUAGCCUGCGAAAUGUUAGUAACGGUCAACUAGACUACAUGGCGUCAUGUUCCGGAAAAAAUAAUUUUUAUUCGUCAGGCUAUCGAAAUAAUUACUCGUACAUUACAAUAUUGCAUUUUGUUGUGGAAGGUGAUCGCAGUACUGACACUCAGUUUAUAUCAAAUUCUCUCAAAUUCCUUUAUUCAGAUCGCAAUGCCAAGUUUCAUGAAAAAUCGAUCAGUAUAUUUCUAUAUUCUGGACCUUAACGCCACGAACUCUGCUCAAAAUCAACCGAUGUUUCGGGAGAACAUAUCACCUCCAUCUUUAAGGUCAAAGAAUAAGCCAAGCAAGAAACAAGCAUCAAGCACAUGGCAAUCAGAGAUUUUUCCGGAAUCUACACAUCUGAUCAGCAAGUCUGAGAUUUCUGACAGUCACUUGCCUCCAGGCUCCCGUCACUUAAGGAAAUGGGGGUAAGACGCAUAUGGGAAUUAUUCUCGAGUUACCGAACCAAGUUUCGUCAUGCCUCUUCUUCUCCAUUGGUUCUUUAGGCAGUGUCUUAGCUUCAAAUCCUUCGAUUGUCUAUGGCAUCGAAUACCUCAUUAACUGAUUUAUUAAUAUGCUUGUAAUUAAGACAGCUUUUUGGAAUUCUUCUAGCUUACAUUCUUUGCCCUUGUAAUUAAUUACCCAUUAAUCAGAUAAAAUCAGAUAAAAAAUCAGAUAAAUUCCCUGAAUUUACAAUUUAUUUAACGUCGUAUAAAGGAGCCCAACAGAUAUGACAGCUAAUUAACUAUGGGUAACCGAGCGCUUCCUGAAAAGCUAACAGUUUCUCAUCUACUCAAGAUAUUCCCAGUGCCUUAUGGAGCCCGAAGGUUCAUUUACGUGUUCACAAGAGCCCGCCACUUAUCGCCAUUCUAAACCAGACGAAUUCAGUCUACACUUCAUUCUAUUUGUCUAAAAUCCAUUUUAAUAUUAUCCUCACACGUACAUCUAGGUAUACUUUGUAGUGUCUUUUUCCCACGUUUUCCUACUAGAUCUCUGAAUGCACUUAUAUUUUCUCCUAUUCGUGCUACAAGCUUUGCUCAUCUCGACAUGAUAAUUCUAAUAAUAUCUUUCCGGGAAUAUGAAUUACGAAUCUCGACAGUACACAGUUUUUCCCCAGUCUCUUAUUAUUUCAUCCCUCUUUGGUUUAAAUAUUCUCCUCAGCACCCUUAGUCUAUAUUCUUCCCUUAAUGUGGCAUACAAAGUUUCGUAUCCACAGAAAACUAAACAGAUAUGACAGAUUGAGCCAAAUAAUUUGGACUGCCGUCUUCUGGGUCAUGAAAACGAAGAUAAUGUUUGGUCAGACUGCAUGAUGACGUAACACAAAACACCAGGAUCUGUAUUUUCUCCACUGUGAAAAACCGAAAUCUCAUACUGACCCAAAUAAACCGAAUAACAGCCCAUGUAUACAAAGAGUGGGGGACUUGCGAAUACUGGAACAUUCACUUCGACAAGGAAAAUGGAAGAUUUAUUUCACAGAAUACGAUAACCUUUACCACUGCAUCUUAUUUUUCUUAUCAUAAGAGAAUUUCUCUGAUAAGAUACCACUAUUGACAGUUUCACAUUAUAUACAAAUACCAUUACACCUUCUUACAGGCUGUCUUUACGAUGAUAAUAUUCGCUAGACCAUCUCUCAAUUCUGAAUAUUACACGACUUGAAGACGGAGGCUUUAUGUUCCUCUGAAACGCUGUUACCUAGCAGAUUAUACGGUGUUGUAACGGAAGGUCACGUUUUACAUCUUGAACGCCGUUAUAACCUCAACUCUUAUAUACCUUUCUUUUUAGUUUCUUGGGGUGGGGUGAGACUGAGUCCACUUGGUAGUUCGGCCACAAUUGGCCUACCGUACCAGCCCAGGAUGACAGAUGAUGAUGAUUGUGGAGUAGUCGGUGGAAUGAAAGUUGGCAGGGGAACCGAAGUACUAGGAGAAAACUUACCCCAGUGUCACCUUGUCCACAUCAAAUCCCACAUGAACUAAACUGGGAUCGAACCCUGGUCGCCGUGCUGGGGAGCAAACGACUAAUGGCCUGAGCUUAGUGGCUAAUGGAGGGGGUGGAAGCAAAGACGCACUGCCAGCCAUCCUUAAGAAGAAACAGAAAUCGCAAUGACGCUUUGACGAAUGAACUGUCACAUUCACUUGGCGGUGAUGGAAGAGCGGAAGGUCAGGCAAUGCAUUUGUACUCGUACGUUAAACUACUACUGUAGCACCUUGGUUUCAGUAUAUUGGUUUAGCUAUAUAUUUAGUUCAGUGAAUCCCGAACUAUGGCCCAUCGGAAAGUUUAGCUCUUCGCUAGCUGGGGCUGAAGUUCUUUACGAGCUGGGAUGAAGUGUUCAGCCAAUGGAUUCGAGUAAUAGUGGUACAUUCCAGAAUUUUCAGAAAAAGUAAGAAAAAAAGGAAAUGGAAACAUUUUUUCUCAAAUACAUAUUUCUCGCAAUCUCUUACAUAUAUUGCUUUUUAUUUAUCUUUUGCCUCUGCUAUACAAGUAUAUGAUUUAAUACUGAUUGUUUUAUUGUUAUUAUUAUUAUUGUUGUUCUCCUCAGAACUACCUUAUUCUUUAUGGGUAUUAUUUUUCUUGUUUUUAUUGGCCUUAACAUUUUUUGUUAUUGUGUAAGUUAGAAAUAAUUGUUACACUGUGCUAUUUCCUAUGCCGGUCCUGUGACCGCGGUCUCAUACUUUUCUUUGUUUGUAACGUAAUUAAUAGAAUUACUCUUUGCUGUUUCGGAAAUUGGCCUUGGUAUCGCUUAACCCGGCACAUAAAUAAUAAAGAAGUGGCUUGAAUUAUUGUUAUAAUUAUUAAUUGAGUUAUUAUUAUUAUUAUUA
Cryptotermes secundus is the source of this 5154-nucleotide messenger RNA. RefSeq lists its product as uncharacterized. The transcript has 2 exons. The record is from RefSeq and is a predicted model, not a curated record. Bases 210 to 1715 code for a protein of 501 amino acids. Lineage: Eukaryota; Metazoa; Arthropoda; Insecta; Blattodea; Kalotermitidae. Gene Ontology annotation, molecular function: protein binding.